CAAAAAAGAUAUCUCCCCAUUUCUCAACCGUUAAAUACAAUUUGCCCGGGAAAUUAUCAAAACCCGACCACUAUAAUCCGCUUAAUCCAGUACACUUUCAUCUGAAAACGACGCCGUGUCAACUCUGUUAUCCACACACAGUCACACACUCCCGCUACUAUACUCAAUCACAUUCUCUCCUUCUUUGCUGAUAUUAUUGCCAUCUCCGCUACUACUCGAGAGAGCGAUUGAAACGUGAAGGAGUAGCAGAAGAGAGAGACGAUGUUGCUAAAAAUUGGCGGGAAAAAUGGUGGCGGAGUAGGCCAAUUGCUGGUGGCAGUCGCUGCGGCUUUGCUCGUCCGCUUGUUUUCCGGCCCGGGACCGGAGCUCUUACCGGAGUCCGAGCCCAACUAUGUUGAUGAUGAUGACGACGAGAGAAAUGAGGAUAUUGAUAAAGGCGAUGCUCCGGCGACAGAGAAAGUUCCGCCGGUUCAUCUUAAGUGGACCAACAUCACUUGCUCUCUCUCCGAUAAAUCGUCAAAAUCAGUAAGAUUUUUGUUAAGUGAUGUCAGUGGAGAAGCACGGCCUGGUAGGUUACUUGCUAUAAUGGGCCCUUCUGGAUCAGGGAAGACAACACUACUCAACAUUCUAGCUGGUCAGUUGGCGGCUUCCCCAAGGUUGCAUUUAUCUGGAAUUUUGGAGGUCAAUGGACAGAAAAUAUCACAGAAAGCUUAUAGGUCUGCUUAUAUCAGACAGGAGGACCUUUUCUUCUCACAGUUGACAGUUCGAGAAACAUUGUCCCUUGCAGCUGAAAUGCAGCUAGCGGACAUAUCCUCUGUUGAAGAAAGAGAUGAAUAUGUUAAUAAGCUCUUAUUCAAAUUAGGUUUGGUCAGUUGUGCCGAUUCCCGGGUAGGAGAUGCAAAAGUGCGUGGGAUUAGUGGUGGAGAGAAGAAGCGACUGUCACUGGCAUGUGAACUUAUUGCUAGUCCAUCUGUUAUCUUUGCUGAUGAGCCCACUACAGGACUUGAUGCUUUCCAAGCGGAAAAAGUGAUGGAAACUCUACGAGAGCUUGCAUUAGAUGGACACACUGUAAUUUGCUCCAUUCACCAGCCUAGAGGGUCUGUUUAUGGAAAAUUUGAUGACAUUGUUCUUCUGACAGAAGGUUCACUUGUGUAUGCUGGUCCAGCCCAGGAGAAACCAUUGGACUACUUCUCUAAAUUUGGGUAUCUCUGCCCAGAUCAUGUAAAUCCUGCUGAAUUUUUGGCGGAUCUGAUAUCUGUGGACUAUAGUUCCGCUGACAGUGUCAGUGCUUCCCAGAAAAGGAUAGAUGGUCUUGUUGAAUCAUUUUCCAACCAACAAGAAUCAUCCACACUGUUUGCAACUACCCUUUCUGGGGAAGGCGAGAGCAUAAUGAACAUACGGAAGAAAACAACUGUCAAAAGGAAAGUUGGUUGGUGGAGGCAGUUUUCUCUGCUCUUUAAGCGGGCUUGGAUGCAGGCUUCUCGUGAUGGCCCAACCAACAAAGUCCGGGCGAGAAUGUCAAUAGCAUCAGCUGUUAUAUUUGGUUCUGUUUUCUGGAGAAUGGGAAGAUCACAGACAUCAAUCCAAGAUAGAAUGGGAUUGCUCCAGGUCGCUGCUAUAAACACUGCAAUGGCUGCACUCACAAAGACAGUUGGUGUGUUUCCCAAGGAACGCGCAAUUGUUGAUAGAGAGCGUGCCAAGGGAUCUUAUGCAUUAGGACCAUAUUUGCUAUCAAAGUUGUUAGCUGAGAUCCCUAUAGGAGCAUCAUUUCCAUUGCUCUUUGGCACAAUUCUCUAUCCAAUGGCUCGACUUCAUCCAGCUUUGUCCAGGUUCGGGAAGUUCUGCGGCAUUAUUACUGUUGAGUCUUUUUCUGCUUCUGCCAUGGGUUUGACCGUGGGGGCCAUGGUCCCAACUACAGAAGCCGCAAUGGCCGUGGGGCCAUCUCUUAUGACUGUAUUUCUUGUAUUCGGCGGUUAUUAUGUCAAUGCAGAGAACACGCCAAUUGUGUUCCGAUGGAUUCCUCGAGUUUCGCUCAUAAGAUGGUGAUUCUGACUGUCUUGUGAUAUGUUUUGCAUGUUUUUCACAGAGUAACUGGACUGACAUCAUGGUUCUACUGAUUGACUCUGUGAUAUUGUUCAUCUGCCAUUUCCAUUUUUUCAGGGCAUUUCAAGGUCUUUGCAUCAAUGAAUUUAAGGGUCUUCAAUUUGAUCAUCAGCAGCCAUUUGAUAUACAAUCUGGGGACCAAGUAAGUGAGGUUCUUUAUUAUAGCUUUACUUUGUAGGCGUUGAAAGGUGAAAACAGAUUCUUGGAUUUAAUAGUGACGAAGCCAAGCUUCAUAAUUGGAUAUAAGUGUCACCAAAUAGUUCCUUAUCUAUUAUUCUUCAGGUUGUGACUCAUAAUUUUGACCCUGUCAACCAUAUUGGUUAUGGGUUUACUUUUUACAUUUACCUGAGGAAAUAAUUUUCUUCCGAUUGAAAGAAAGGCCCCAAGUGACAUCUUGGCUUAAUUAAAAGACGGAAUUACAUUCAUCCUCAUUACCUUGUCUUGAUUUCAAUAUUCUUUUUCGUGCUUUCUUUCUUUUUGUAUGGUGAUUGUUAAGAAAAUUCGCUGUCUUUAUGGAAUGACACUGCAAUACCAAUUUGUAGGCACUCGAGCGAUUUUCCUUUGGAGGCAGUUCUAUCAAGGAAACUGUUGUAGCUCAAAGUAGAAUACUUCUGUUUUGGUAUUACACAACAUACCUGCUUCUGGAAAGGAAUAAACCUAAGUACCAAAAACUUGAGCAGCCAGUAACUGAUGAUACUCAAAAACAGCUAGAGCUAGAGCCACUCGAAAGUGAUCCAGAACUAACAUACGAGCAAGUUGAAUCUCCUCUUCCUGACCAAGGUAAACCUGAACAGGAGCUCGAAUCUUCUGCUCCUGACCCUCUUAAUCUGUUUGACCUAGAAGGUUUUUAGUUACUUGGGCAUUCACGAUGUUUAAUGGAAGAUAUGGAAACUUGUCGUUGAUCUAUCUCGUACAGGUACUAAUCUAACGGAGAUGACUGCAAAAUAGAGGAGUCCUCAUGCUCUCUUUUUUUUGACAUAAUCCGCUGUAAACUAGAACAAGUACUAGAUAGCUACUGUACUCUUAAUCUCUUAUUAGUCUUGGUUUACAAAGUGUCAAUGUGAAUAAAAUGUGCCAUAUGAUUGACAGAGCUAGAAAGUCUUAGCAUAUCAGAUACGUAUAUUUUCAUGGAUUUUUUAUGUUAGACAAAGGCUUCGGGAUUUCUUAUGUCAAUUUUGAUCUCAGUUGAGUUCAGUCUUUGCAAGGAAGCUUCAGCCCGCUUGUUUUAUCAUAUGAGAUGAUUCUUAUGGAUUCUGAUGUGACGGUAUUUACAUAAAAUUCGGUGUUUGUUUUCUUGGCAUCAUUUGGAC
This is a messenger RNA of Oldenlandia corymbosa var. corymbosa, 3413 nucleotides long. The record is from the annotation of a GenBank genome assembly. Lineage: Eukaryota; Viridiplantae; Streptophyta; Magnoliopsida; Gentianales; Rubiaceae.